AUGAUCGGAGUGAUGGACAAUGGUAUGGAAGAUCCAAAGCGGCACGCUCGCGCUCAGCAUAAUGCCUUGGAGCGAAGGCGAAGAGAUAAUAUCAAAGACAUGUACACAAGUCUUAAGGAUGUCGUCCCAGAUAUGCAAAAUGAAAGGGCUUCUCGUGCUGUGAUUUUACGACGAGCUAUUGAAGUGAUUGAGGAGAAGCAACAGCAACGUGCAGAUCUUAGAGCAGAGUGUGAUUGGUUUAGAAAUGAGAUGACUGAAUUGGAAAGGGAAGUAAGUAUUGUUGAGAUUCAUUAUAGGGGCGUUUAG
Messenger RNA from Cylicocyclus nassatus, 306 nucleotides. NCBI's taxonomy places the organism in Eukaryota, Metazoa, Nematoda, Chromadorea, Rhabditida, Strongylidae. The record is from the annotation of a GenBank genome assembly.